GGGAUCAGAGUGCCUGGCUGUCCCCUGCUCAGCCCUGAAUAGCAGCAGGCAGGAAGAAGGGCACCUAGGGUGCUCUGAGAACUGGGAGGUGGCAACACUGCCUGGGACUCACCUUCAGUUGAGAGUGCAGAGGAGGACCCAGACCCAUCCAGAGAGUCAGGUGCUUCAGGAACUGGGAGGUCACAGUGAUCCCUGAGACUCACCUUCUGGUGACAGCACAGAGGAGGCCCAGGACCCAUCAAAAGAGGCAGGUCUCAGAGUGACAUCAGCCACCUGCACUGGAAUUGUGCUCCCUGCCCCCGUCCUGAUGUUCCAGUUGAGCCAGUGUGUCCUCUGCAAGCUGGAAGAAGACUUUGAGAUGUUCAGGGAGGCCCAGGGCCCCCAGGGGUGGCAGCCCCCCUUGGAUGAGCAUCAGGAGGCAGAGCACCUCUCCUCCUCCUCUGCCUCCUCAUCUCUCCCACAGUCUGUCCUGGUGCCUGAGGCCCCUGAGUAUGAGGCAGGAGGAGUCCCUCCCGAUGGCAUGGAGGAGAGUGCCAUGUUAGUUCAGGGUACAGAGCCCAGCUCAGGCAUCCCAGGGGAGCAGGGUGCAGGUGGGGUCUCCCUUGGGGCCAUGGAGGGUGCUGUGUCAGCCCAGGGUGCAGAGUCCAGCACUCGCAGCCUAGGAGAACAGGGGGUGGCACCCCCACAGGAGGAGGCAGCAGCCCAGGCCCCCCUCGAGGAGGUGCCCAGCAGGCUGGUGGCCACCGUGGUGGCCUUCUUGCUCCAGAAGUACCGCUCCAGGGAGCCCACCACUAAGGCCGAGAUCCUGAGCAGGCUCUUCCCUGGGCAGCAGCAGCUCUUCCCCACUGUCUUUGCCAAAGCCUGUGAGUGCAUGCAGGUGGUCUUCGGCAUUGAGGUGCGGGAGGCCGACCCCCAGGCCCAGAGCUAUGACCUGGCCAUCGCCCUGGGGCUCAGCUACGAUGGCAUGCUGGGGCCCGAGCAGAGCGUGCCCAAGACUGGGCUGCUGCUCAUGGUCCUCGGGCUCAUCCUCCUGCAUGGCGACUGUGCCCCCGAGGAGGCUGUCUGGGAAGCACUGGCGAUGAUGGGCAUCUAUGCCUGUGGGGAUCACUUCCUCUUUGGGGACCCCUGGGAGCUCCUCACCCAGGAGUGGGUGCUUGAGCAGUACUUGGUGUACCAGCAUGUGCCGGGCUCUUGGCCUGCACACUACCACUUCCACUGGGGCCCCCGUGCCCACCACGAAGUCUGCAAACUCAGACUCCUGCUCUGGCUCAAGGUCAGCAGCACUGAGCCCACGUCCUUCCUCUACCCCUAUCAGAGCUAUAGCGAGGAGGAGUAGGCUCCCAGCCAGCGUGCAGGUCCAGCCCAGGGCGGCCACCACAGGGCCACCAAUGGGGUCACAGUGUCUUUAGUUGUCUUAGUCCCAGGGCACUGAGUGUGGGGGCAGUAUUCCUCUAGGUGUUUUCAGAGGUUCCUUUUAUUUAGAAAAUGUGGUUUCUUUAUUUUUGAUUCAGAGUGUGUGUGCUAAGCCUCAUCACACAGUUACAUUCACCCAGUUCUAGAUGAAGAUGCUGUUUUGUAAAGCACAUUGUAAAAACCACCAUAUUGAUUUGUGAUUUAGAGCUGGAUUGUUGACACUGGAUUGGAUAUUGCCUGGCAGUGUUGAAAAAAAGUUGCUGUAAAUACAGUCAACACAUGGAGAUGUAAGAUAAAGCAGGGAAUUCAGUCCCUGCUGUUGUUUUCUUGUAUUUCAAAAAAUAAAAUAA
Messenger RNA from Erinaceus europaeus (western European hedgehog), 1763 nucleotides. RefSeq names its product melanoma-associated antigen 10-like. The record is from RefSeq and is a predicted model, not a curated record. Lineage: Eukaryota; Metazoa; Chordata; Mammalia; Eulipotyphla; Erinaceidae. Gene Ontology annotation, biological process: negative regulation of transcription by RNA polymerase II. Gene Ontology annotation, cellular component: nucleus. The transcript has 4 exons. Bases 308 to 1336 code for a protein of 342 amino acids.